This is a messenger RNA of Cryphonectria parasitica EP155, 456 nucleotides long. RefSeq lists its product as uncharacterized. The annotation marks the transcript as partial. The transcript is spliced from 3 exons. The record is from RefSeq and is a predicted model, not a curated record. NCBI's taxonomy places the organism in Eukaryota, Fungi, Ascomycota, Sordariomycetes, Diaporthales, Cryphonectriaceae.
UUUGCAAAGGAUGUCUUGCCUUACAGCGAACAAAAGGACGCUCUGAAGAACUUAGUACAGACGUACUUGGCCACAUUCGCGGAAUUAGGGAUCGAGACAUGGCUCAUGCACGGUUCCCUGCUAGGCUGGUGGUGGGGACAGAAGGUCCUGCCCUGGGACACGGAUAUCGAUGUCCAGGUGACGGAAGAGAGCAUGCACUACCUGGCAUCGUACUACAAUAUGUCGACGUUCCACUACAAGACGUCCCGUAUGCCAUAUGGAAAGUACUAUAUGCUCGAGGUCAACCCGAACUACAUCAACCGGGAGCAGACCGACACGUCCAACGUCAUCGACGCGAGGUGGAUCGACACAGACAGCGGCAUGUUCAUCGACAUCACCACCGUGAGGUACAACCUGACGCACCCAGCGGGCGAGGGGAUCCUCUCGUGCAAGGACGGCCACGAGUUCAGGGACACU